UGAUGGCUCCCUUAGGUGAAGUUGGGAACUAUUUCGGUGUGCAGGAUGCAGUACCCUUUGGGAAUGUGCCCGUUUUGCCGGUGGAUAGUCCGGUUUUGUUAAGUGACCACCUGGGUCAGUCUGAGGCAGGUGGGCUACCCAGGGGGCCUGCGGUCACGGACUUGGACCAUUUAAAGGGGAUCCUCAGGCGGAGGCAGCUAUACUGCAGGACUGGAUUUCAUUUAGAAAUCUUCCCCAAUGGUACUAUCCAGGGAACCAGGCAAGACCACAGCAGAUUUGGUAUACUGGAAUUUAUCAGUAUAGCAGUGGGCUUGGUCAGCAUCCGAGGAGUUGACAGUGGACUUUACCUUGGAAUGAAUGAGAAAGGAGAACUGUAUGGCUCGGAAAAAUUAACCCAGGAGUGUGUAUUCAGAGAGCAAUUUGAAGAAAACUGGUAUAACACAUAUUCAUCAAAUCUAUAUAAACAUGUGGACACUGGAAGACGAUACUACGUUGCGUUAAAUAAAGAUGGGACUCCGAGAGAAGGGACUAGGACUAAACGGCAUCAAAAAUUUACACAUUUUUUACCUAGACCAGUGGACCCUGAGAAAGUACCAGAACUAUAUAAGGAUAUUUUAAGCCAAAGUUGACAAAGACAAUUCCUUCACUUGAGCCCUUAAAAAGUAACCACUAUAAAGGUUUCAUGCGGUGGGUUCUUAUUGAUUAGCUGUGUCAUCACAUCAGCUCCACUGUUGCCAAACUUUGUCGCAUGCAUAAUGUAUGAUGGAGGCUUGGAUGGAACAUGCUGAUUUUGUUCUGCACUUAAAGGUUUGUCCUCCUGGAGGAGAGCCUAUGCCCACUCGCUUGAUUUAGUACGAGAGGGAGAGCGAGAGAGUGAGUGCGAGAGAGAGAGAAAGGGAGAGGAUGAAUGGGAGUGAGAGCGCGAGAGAGAGGAGCCGAGGGGAGGAGGAGGGUGAGGAGGAGGAGGAGGAGGAGGAAGGCCUGAUGCAUGCUGGGGAAUAGACACGCUUUUAAAUUUUUGAUCAGUUGUACUUCGUCAUAUAUCAGCAUAGCUGCCAUACUUCGAUUCAUCAGGAUUUUUGGCUGGUGGCCUGCUCAAGUGUACGCUGCAUUUACAAAGGCAUGGAGGGUGCAGUCUUACUUAAACAAGAGACUUUUCAGUUAAUCGCUCUCUGGGUCUCACCCCACUGAGUUUAAAGCAAAGACCUCUUAGUAAAAAAAAGAAAAAUAAAAAGUUAAAUUUAUUUAUAGAAAUUCCAAAGGCAACAUUUUAUUUAUUUUAUAUAUUUAUUUAUUAUAUAGAGUUUAUUUUUAAUGAAAUAUGUACAGGCCAGAUAGGCAUUUUGGAAGCUUUAGGCUCUGUAAGCAUUGAAAUGGCAAAGGCCACUAUGAACCUGUGGUAAAUUCAUGCAAGUAAAUAUAAAGGUGCAUGGAUAAAAAAAAAAAGCCAACAAUAAAAAGGUAAUAAUAAUAAAUUCUAGUGACCCUCAUGUACUAAAGGCGACAAUCUCUUUUGUGCCCGUAUUAUUGUACAAGUAUGCACACCACUCAUGACACUGAGUCCUCACUCUUCUGACUGCUUGUUUCAUAGCUUACCCCAGAGGAUUAAAGAGAAAACUGGGUCUGCAACUUUUUUUUAUGUGUCUGUAAUAUUUCCUCUCUGAUAAAGUGACUUCUUACAUCGUUGUAAAUUUCACAGCUGUGGAAAAUAUAGGGGUUGGAAUAUAUUCUACUUGUUAAAACCUAUUGCAGAUUAUACCAAAGCUAAAUGAUAAAUAUGCUAUUUUUUUUCCUAAAGAGAAUGCCAGAAACAACAUAAGUAAUACCAACAACAAUUAUAUUAAUUUUAAGGUUCCACAAAGAACACAUAAAUAUUAUUUCAGAGGGCAAGAACCAGGUUAACAGGAUCAUUCUUGUAAACAUGUUUAUUUGUGCACUUGACUUAUGAAAUUAUACAAGUUCCAUAGGGGUCAUUGUAAUACCUUUUAUGGAAAAUUGCUUUCAGUGUGAACUGUCAUAAUACAUGAUAUUAGCACCCUUCCUAAAGUAAAACUUGCAAAAUGAAACUAAUAAAUCUCUAUCGAUAAUGACAAUGAGGGGGACAGUAUUAGACUUAUUUUUAUUGUUUUUCCUAAAGUAUGCUCAAAUAUUCAUGAACCCUAGGUGAGGAAACAGUAUAUAAUAUUUAAGAGUAUGUAGCAUAUUAAGAUAAGCACACACAUUGAUUAGCAGUUACCAUUUGGAAAUUAACCUUCAGGAAGAGGCAUUUUUUUCCCUAAUACUCUGAAGAAAAGGGGGUAAAAAAAAAAGAGACGAACACCUUGUUAAGAUCCAUAUGACAAAUGCAUUUUGUAGUUGUUCUACCCCUUAGGAUUUCAAUCCAGUGCCAUUAAGUUGAGUGUAGCCUUCACCAUUGGAUAUGUUGGGAGCAGGGCUGGUCCUGACACCCUGGCUGUCUGCAUAUGCACGGGGGCUCCUUUGGAGGAGUGAUGUAAAAGGUUGUAGCCUACUUGUAAUUUAGAAAUUUUUGCUCUGCAGCACUCUUGUCCAUCUGAUUUAUAUGAUUUGAAGCUUAUUUCUGUUCUGGAAUGACCUCUGGCUGGGUGUGCUGAACAAACGUUCCCUUUCCGUGCAGAAGCAGGUGGGAGGAGCCGCGUCUCAACCGGCGAUAUCAGUGAUGGCAAACGCAACCACGGCCUUUUGUUGUGAUUGCUCAUGGAGGAUAAAGAGACGUAAAUCACAUUAGUUGAUUGGUAGGGUACCUGUCUAGGGACUGUUAUUGCCUGGGAAUUUACAGCCUUCAGCUGCAGCCCAGGCGUUUGUGUCCCAGCCUUUGGGGCUCGGCUGCUGUGCGUUGGUUGGGUGCCAGAUCAUUGGUGUGGGCGAUGCAGAGACCCUAGGAGAAGAAAAGGCACUCCUGGGCAGGACCAGGGCUCACUGCUCUGUGCUAAAUGCACCAAGCCCACCACGAGGAAGGGAGGUUGCAACUCUCUGCUGUUUCAGUAAAUCUGACAUACACCAGGAAAUUAUUUGCAAAGGUUAAAAUGACUCUGAGUCGAGGCCGCAAUACUAGGCCACAGUUAAAGUCUUAAUGUUAAAUUGACUUGGAUUAUUUUAGUCAUAGGCUAAUCAUUACUACUAGUUAACAUGUUUUAUUUAUUUUUUUUUUGUAUUUUUU
This is a messenger RNA of Serinus canaria (Common canary), 3178 nucleotides long. It is a transcript of the gene FGF9, whose product is annotated as fibroblast growth factor 9. Gene Ontology annotation, biological process: regulation of cell migration; fibroblast growth factor receptor signaling pathway; cell differentiation. The record is from RefSeq and is a predicted model, not a curated record. The transcript is spliced from 3 exons. Gene Ontology annotation, molecular function: growth factor activity; fibroblast growth factor receptor binding. Gene Ontology annotation, cellular component: cytoplasm. Bases 3 to 629 code for a protein of 208 amino acids. NCBI's taxonomy places the organism in Eukaryota, Metazoa, Chordata, Aves, Passeriformes, Fringillidae.